GGUUAAUUGAUUUGUCCAUGCGCGCGAUUUGGUGGCUUUCUAGUUGUUGGCGGGCUCGACGACGAGAGCAGCGCAUUGAACUUGCGCUGUUAAACGGGGCACAGCAGCUAUUCGCCGAAGUCCUUGACCUUGAGGACCAGCGGGAACAAAAUUAUGAGCAGCGAAUGAAAACCAAAACGCCAUCAAGUUCAAGUUGUAGAAUGAUAUCCACAAGCUGCUCUAGUGCGCGUAGAACGCUGCUUUCGACGACGGUCGACAUAGGGGGUGGCUUUGCAGCACCUACCGCGCAACGCUUCGCCGACGAUGAUGCUGAACUCCAGAAGCAGGUGCAGGCGGCGCGAACUCAAACUUACUCGGUGCAGGGGCAGACUCCUGGUUGUGAUGGCGCACCUUCACAGCAAGCCCCCUUGCUGUCCAAUCGGGACCAGCGAGCAUGUGAUGCUCGAAGCCGGCAACUUUCGCCCACAGAUUAUUCUGGCGCAGAUUUAUUUUGCUCAUCGUCCAGCUCCAGACAUUAUUCACCUCCCCUCGUCCAAACCACGACUUUCCGCCCGACUGGAGCUGUCGCAUUUGAAGACGCUGCGGACCCGGAGCUUGAGCGCCAGCAUGGGCUGGGCAGGUCGAGGACCACCCGCGUAGGCACGGCGUUGGCGGAGCAAGGCACACAGUGGGGUCAAGCCCAAGUCCCCCAUUCCGACAACAAGCGCGGCAGCGACGGGGGUGCUAACCUGGCGCUCGGCGCUGGACGCCACGUCGGCGAUCAAAGUUCUCCUACUUCACCAGGUCAUGAUAAGAGAGCAGGGCGGGAGCAGAGGACGUCACACUCCAUUGCCUCAUCAGUAGCAGUUGGGCAAGAACAAAUUUGUUCCUCUUCUCUUUUUUGGGAUCGCUCUUUUCCUCCUCCCGAAUGCCCGCAUGUGCUGGCGUCCAUGGCAGACGAAACGACCGGAGCAGGAGCAAGGUCACAGGAGUCCAAUACAGGCUUCCAAAACAGAACGCGAAAGGUUUUACGCUACACGAAAAACAAGAUCAAGACGUCGAAGCAAUCGCGGACGCCGGCGUCUUGGUCUUACUCAUCCAGCACAAACGCGCCACAGCCUCGCUCAGGUCAACAUCCUCUACCGCAGUACCGAGGCCACGUCCGUAAAGCCAUGGGGGAAGCAGGCCGCCUGGAGAAAAUCGAAUCCCAGAGAUGUUGGUUUUGGGGAGGUUUUUCUGCGGCUCGCCUCGUUUUCAGUGACCCUCCACCGUGGCGAGAUGCCGCGACUGGCGCACCUUGUGCACCUCCACGGGCGAUGGAAAACGGCUGUGCUUACCGGUGGGAGGUUCGAGUUCUAUGCAGUUCUCAAGCGUUACAAAGACAAUAGCUGGUGCAUACAUGAAUUUAUUAUUUGUGACGCAGGAAUAAGAGUAAGACUAAGAGUAUGCAAAUUGAAACAUUUUUUUUUCCGUUUAUUCUUGUUGCGCUUCAUCUUGCGCUACAAUUUUCAAUUUGGAACAGGAACGGAUUAAUACUUCCAUGCUAUUUAAUAGCCCUUCACGAGCAUCAUGUCGCGCGAGGUAGCUUUAUCGUCUGGGGGGGUGAUAGCUAGUGGCCGCUCCUCUGCAUGAAGACGAUUCACGUCCUGAAGGCAAGCAAUGCACGUGCACCGCUUGAAAAUCGCAUAAGUUUCCCCAGUAACCGAUGACAACGGAUGGAGUUACAGUCGAUCCUUGAUCGGAUCAUCCUCCUUGCUCACGAACAAAGCCACUUAUGGCUUGCUCAGUUGUUAUAAUCUCAAGUGAUAUCGCAUCAAUUUCAAUAGAUAUAGAAUCGGGCUUUGCCAGAUUCUAGUGGGGCUUCCUUGGGGGCUCCGGAACUUGUCAUGCGUAUUCCGAUCAGAGUAGGCUUAGGUAGCUACGACAUGCGCUUUUGGCGUCGCCGCUUUUCAGUUGUGUAGUAACGCUUGAGAUUGUGACAGCUGAGCAGGUGAUACCACUUACCGUUCGCUUUUUCGUGAGCGGCGGCAUGUAGGGCUCCCCGUGGAAGGGUUCUACUCCGGUAGCGAAUCCACUUCGCCACACGCCGGCGACGCGCUGGCAUACCUGAGCUGGGGUACAUCUCCAAGACGUAGAAGAUCUGCAACAGAGCAGACCGACAGCUCUCGGUCAGCGUCUUGCGAUGACGAAGAGCACGAAGUAGAUACGCAAGAGCCAGGCCGCUCUUCUUGUUCCGUACAGCCACAGCACUCCGCUCGUAAUAAAUCGCCGCGGCUGUUGCACGAGCAAGGUGAUCAGAUGCCGCAGCGCCGGUCAUUCUUGUCCCUGGUUGUGGGGGAUCAUGCUAUGACCACUCGUCCGCCGGAAGAUCAUACUAAGAAGACGACCAUCCGAGGAGCGGAAGAUCGCGAAGCAGCUGCAAAAACCAUUAGGGAUGAUAAAGUUCGGAACACUCCCGCAGGCGAGCGGCGAAAUGGCGAUGGGGACGAUUAUGAGGAUUUUUAUAAUGCUCGCGCCUUUUCACGCAGCGCAUCCGAGAGAGCAGAUGCAGAGAUUGUCAGCGAAAAUGUUCGCGGUCCUCCGUUAUCGAGUGCAGAUGUGUCUGGGUCUGGAAAUUUGUGUUGCUGGUACUCGCAUGAUUGCAGAGACAGAGCACCAGAUCCAGAAGAUUGCAUGGCAUAAACGCUGCACCAGCAGGCGAAGUUUAUUUACGACGAUUCUUCCAGAUUCAUUCGGUAAAUAUAGUUGUGCGCAUGAUAAAAAAACUGGUGCCUUUCAGCACGACAAAAAACUUCGCCACUUCUCUCCAUUCGUCACAGAUCUCCUUGCGCUUCAAAUCUUGCAUCGACAAAUCCAGAUCCAGACAUAUUUGCGCUACAUAUCCGUCGAUGAAAGUGUCGCCGGUUUCCGACCUGGCGUCCACGACCGCCGAUCGGCAGAGUCCUGUCUUGCCGUAUGGGAAUGCCAGGCUCGAAAUUAACAAAGUUGAGAGAGCGAUAGCGAUUUGCAAACCACGAAUUGAAAUAGAAAUAACAUCGGCACUAGUUGUUGGAUCCCCAUUUUCUAUGCGGCGCAUGUCAAAUUUAGGAAGCUGUGCAUAAACCACAUUUGUCCACAUGUUGUUGCUUCGAAGUAAAUAGGUAAUUUUUUUCGCACUUCUGUUUUUAGCCUGCAGCUGCACGUCCCACCAGAAGUGGGCUGAUGCGCCUUGCUUUUCUGGUGCACACACCAGAUCGCGAGGAGGGUCGUCUUGCAUAACAUAUAUAACACGCGUUUACGUUUUUAGGCCCAAGAAGCGCUCGCGGGACAUUCAGCCCGUAGCUCUUCGAUGUCAUGCUGUUUGGAGCAAACGCAAUAAAGAAUGACGCCGCUUUAGAGUCAAUUUCGAGCCUGGCGCUUCCAUAUGUCUCGGGGUUUCUGUACUACUAGCUGCCUCACUGGGCGGGAUCGGAACACGAAAACCAAGUUAGCUGUUGCCGAGAUACGACGCCUACAGCCCGCCUCUACACUUCUUGCAGCUGCAAAGAUAAAUGCGACCAAAGGCGACUGUGCCCGGGUGAAAGUAGCUGAUCCGUCUCUCGUCAACAGGACCGCAUCGUCUCCAAGGUGGAGCGCUGAGACAAGAACAGCAACCGCUGGUGCUGCCACCACGUCCACCUCAGUUGAUACUUGCGUACGAACAUUUGCUCAUACUGCAAUGCGUAGCGGCGAGGGGGAGGACAGGGAGGACCAAGUACUAGUGCUCGAGGACGAUGAUGGAGAUAAAGAUUAUAAUCUUCAUCAUGAUGUUGAGUCGCUGAUAAAAGUCUCGUCAUCAUCUGAUGCGCAAUAUAGUUUUUCUACCGCCAGCACCCAGAGUAAAACAUUUUGCGAAGACCACAAAGAUGCGCACCACCGUGAGGACGAAAGGCAAACAAGGCACGAUGCCAGUUUUAGCUUAGAUGAUUACCGAAUAAACGUCGCCGGGAACAAGCCACCUCCGGGUCCGCGGAGGAAUGACGGUCAGACAAUGUCAACAGCGAGGUCACCGUCACGGUUGCCGUCGGUUCCACCCUCAGAGGACGACCAGGACAAUGAUGCAUGCUCGUCCGCGGCAGCAGGGCACAAUUACACGGACAACGACGUCUCGUCUGCAGCUGCAAACUCAGGUUUGCAUUGCCCACCGGGGAGCUGCAGGACGACGACCAGCACGGGCAUCAUACCUACGGAUUCACCCCAUAGUUGCCGCGAAAGCGAAGACGAAGCAGAGUUGUGCACGAAUAAAUGCACCAGCAUCGGCGAAGAUGAAGAGGCAGAAGAAAUAGAAGUAAGCUCCCUCUGUCCCCGCGGCGUUAACAGCAGCGUCCGUUCUACUUCUAACGAAGUACCAGCACCACGCACGCUCUUGCUUUCGUCGACGGGGGGUACUACGACUAGGCCGAGGCGCGCCAAUUUUGCCAUGGCUGUAGGUGAAUGUGCAACGGUACUACUUGGCGGUCGUUCCAAAAAUGCGUCCGGUGAAGAGCAAAAAUAUGUAUUCGAUCAUCCGAGCACGUGUGCUGGCCGCGACGGAAAACUCUCUCCCACGACCAGUGCAAAGAGUUCAAGCUCGACUCGGAGUCCGAACUGUUCUAGUCAGGGAGGUGACAGAAACAGAAGAGAGGCGAAUCCAAGCAAGCCCGCCAAGCGAGAGCAGGACGGCGCAGCGAGGCAUCAACAGAGUUCGACACAAAGCGCGAUCACGGGGAACAUUUGUGAUGCGGCAGGGUGCGCAGGAGACGGAGAUCCCGACAGUGACGGCCGGAACAAGGGAACGCCAGACGACGUUCGGGCUGUAAUCGAUCAUCACUGCAAGGUGAGGGUGGACCAAGAAUCGAUGCCGUCGAGCUACAACUACAUGGCACCACGACACUCACGAACGAUGCAGGGCCCUUCAUCCUGCUCCUGGAAUCAUGUUAGUGACAGUCACAGUCCUGCACAGGAUCAGGAGCGACAGCGGCAUCCACAAAAUGAGGCGGGGCACAGAUACGCUGGUGGGGGCUCCCCAGGUAGUGGCACCUACGCGCUGCCCGAAGUGCACGAAGACUGUGUUGCGCGACACGGAAGCAAUGACGGAUCGCAGGUGGAGAAUAAAAAAAAAUACUUCGUCAGCGACCAGCGCGACGGGAGCGUGCAAAAGAAAAAAUACUUCGUCAACGACCAGCGCGCCGGGAGCGAUCCCGGUACACCGCCUCUGGUCCCGGAUGAUGCUGCAGCAGUUGUACUGAUGAGCGGCGGUGGACGAAGUAAACUGAUUGAUAACCAUGAAGACCUUGUUGAUGUCCGCUCGGCCGACCAAAGCAUAAAUGCCAAUAAACAGAAAGAAAACAGCUCCUGCGUCACUCAUGCAGCUUCAGGCCUUGACAAUGACGGCGCCUCCAAGACGCGAGAGAGCAGGGCACGCAGCGGGAGCGCUACGCGAACAAUUAUGACUGAAACGAGUCACAUUCAAAUGAUCCCAACAGCAAGCAGUAGCUCCAGGCGCCACCAUCGUCCGGGGGAGAGUCCUCCCGGUGCUAUAAAAACUGAAAAAUCCGGGAACAGAAACUUUGUCCGGGAAUUCUGGGACCGAAAUCUGUUGCGUUUCAACAAACACGAGCGGAAGUUUUUGUAUUGGGCGGAUUACCUCGAGCGUCGUGCAAACUUGCUCUCGCCCGACUGCGGGGGCGGAUGCGAGGACGUUGCCCGCAUCGUGACCGCAGUGCUCGCACUUUUGUUGGUGCUCUCCCUGUUCGUUCCUGCGCGCUACUUGUUGGUCUUCUUUCUGUGCCGAAGGUUUCGGAAGGGCUACAAGGUGGGGCGGUACAGCCGCGCAAAUCGCGAGUUCAUUCUGCAAGAAUUGAAGUCCGACCUCCAGUUUGCAAUGUACGAUCUUCGACACCGGCAAGCGGGGGCCCCUGGUGCCCUGUCUAGGGGAGGAAGCGACCGAUCUCAACACCGUGCUGCUAACCCUAAGGAAAAGCGCAGUGGUCUAUUCGGGGGGUUAGGUUUUGCAUGAAAUUCGUGCCCUUUUUGUGAAGAUGCCAAGAGAGCGACAAAAAUGCCCGCAGGUGCAUAAUACCUCAUGGCGGUGGAGCAAGUAGUAGUAUUUGUAUUAGUUGUAGCACACGUCGAGUGCUUGUUUUCAUCUUCUUCAGUAUCGAUCGAUUUGCUUUUUGCAGGACCAUCAAGGUGUUGUAGACCGUAGCAAGUGUUGAAGACAAGCACAAGCUGGGCUUGCAUUCUUUGGCGCUAGGAGCACAACUCCUUAAGUUCGCUGCUCCCUUCUCUUCCAUAUUAUUGCCCGGGCAUGGGGACCGGAGACCUCUAUCGGAAGAGACUCGCAGCAACAUCACCCCCCGCAGCCAGGGGUAUCCUGCUUACUCCUAUAGCUACUGUGCGGCGGAGGGUGGACGUGCCCAACAAAACCACGAGUUUGUACCUGGCGCGAUGAGGCCAGUGGUCCAGGGGACGUCGAGAGAUUUGAACCACGAAGUGGUCGCACGCGACAAGGCUGCGCCCCCGUGUUCCGAACAACUGAUGCAGAGGCAGAGGCACGAUAGUACAAUACUAAAUUGGCGCGAUCUACUGUGGUAAUGUUAGGUUGGGGAUCGAAAACAUGUGAACGAAUUUUGUGAUGCGAUUCUCGAUGCGACGGGGCACACAGAGGAGCCUGUCUUGCAGAGAAAGCAAGCGAGGGCGUUUGUGAGCGUGUGUAGUAGGGUUGUCGCUAGAUGUAAAGCAGUUCUUUGCCUCAAGGAGCUUGGCAAUUUGGAUGGAGGGGUCUCAAAGAUUGUCACGCGCCGCUCAGAGGUGAUGGGCCCAAUCAUUGGGGGCGUCCGCGUCGAUUUUAAUAAGUAUUAUGCAUCGCUAUUGGUGUUCGUUUUAUUUUUGACAGUCUCGAUUUCCAACCUGACACUUCCACAUCUACACCACGACGCAAAAGCUCUCCCCGCGACAGACACAUCGGCUCCGCGGAUCCUCCCCGCGUCACUUCUACCAAACAAGGCGCGCUUUGAAGAAGAUUUGCGAGGUGGUGGUGGUAACGGUACACUGCCCUUGACCGAGCCGAUCCUAGACGGUGGUCUUCCACUGCAAAGGGACGUUCAGCGACGACGAGGAGCCUCAGCUCAGGCUGGUCUGAAUUGUCCUUCCGACGGUCAGCAGGGCCUUUCACCACUACGCCAGAGCCAAUUUUUCCAACCGCGGUUACCGCGGCACUUGCGAAAAGUGCAGGGCUGGACGCGCACCACACAGAUGCGGGAGGUCUUCUACGUGAGCGCACAUCAACUACAGCUCCUCACCCUAGGUUUUUUUUCAUACAACAAAGUGCCAAAUCAUGCAGGCUUGAUUUUGAAUUCGGGCACUCGCAUGGCUUGUGUGACAAGAGUGAGCUGCCCAAUAAACUUCUGCACCAUGGUCCGUGUGCGGAAGAUUUGACAUGACGCGAUCCACAUUUGUAAUGCUGCUCGCGUUGCUUUCCAUUACCAUGAUCUGCAAAUUUGGGGGAAGACGGGGCGGAGUUGUGCAAUUUCAUAACUUCAACGUGACAACCACGCUGGCCCUCCGGGACUGGGUGCACGAGCGCUACUACCGCAACGCAUAUAUGGUAGCGCCAAGGGGAAACUGCCAAAGUGGAACUAACUUGCCGAGCAUUUUUGCAAAUCCAUACCAACCGGCAGGAGCGCGGCAAUUUAAAAAUACCUCUAAGAUGUGCAACAUGUUGCGAUGAAUAUUUUUCCACGUGGACGAAGACCCUUGCUUGCAUACAUCAGUGAAUCUGUAUUCACACUGUAGCUCUAGUUUACGGCACAGCCAAAACCUCUCUCGUUUUUAUGAUUUCCGCACCAAAAAAAUAACGAAAAGAAUAUGCAGAAGUUGUACAUCAGCAAUGCUAUACUGUUCACCGGAAAAACUCGAACAAAAACAAAGGACUUUUCAUGCAGAUGCGCCGCAAGGCAUAUUCCAUUUUGUCACUUUCCCCAAUGGAAGCUUCAUAGCGUACCCAUUGCCCGUAUCCCAGCUGCAGCAGUUCGAGACGCUCGACGAUUUGCUGCAGUAUUGAGGGGAAAGCUUCGAUCUAUUCGCAAAGCGAUUCUAGCUCCAAGUCAUGCGCUGCUUGUCAUGCGAAUUUGUGUAGUACGCCCAAACUACUUUUACAUGAUAUUAUGCACUAUCCUGUACUAUGGUGGGCGUAGGGUGGCGGGUUCGCUUAAACAUAUCACGUUGGCGACAGUUCAUCGUGGCUAGCUUCCGACAUAUUUUUUGCAUGCCGAGGCCAGAAGUGUGACGUUGGCGACAGGUCGCGGCUAGCUCGUCCUGACAUAUUUUUUAUUACAUGCCAAGGCCAAAAGUGCCUUCUAGCUGCCAACCCCGUGGGGGGGGGGGGCGGGGAUUUUUAGCCUGUGGCGCUGGAUGCGAGUAGCCACCCCAUGACGAUGAUGAUGAUCAUGAUGAUGGGGAAGACAGAUCAUGAUGACGACGACGCAAAAACAGUUGCACCAAAAAUCGCUUCAUAGUGCAAGGAACUGAGUGGCGUGCUUUUCGUGUGCGCCGCAAAGUAAAACAUGAUCGAGUUUUAUCGUCCAGCUCGUGCCUACUGGUGCCAAACGAGAUCACCUCCCCGCGGCGGCGAUCCUAAUGGUGCCUUCAGGACUUCCGCUUCGGGUUGGCAUGAUUAUUUAGGUUCAAAAAUAGUGGCGACGCGCCACUGUUGGUUUUGCAGGGUGGUGGUCAAAGCGGAAUAUACAAUGCUGGGUGUCGCUUCACUGAAAAAAAACAAAAAUUGGCGGAUGAAAUUCGACCGCGAAACUGGUGGGAGUCUGGUAACAGUUUCCGAGCCGUGCGCUUGCGAAGGCUGGGUGGAUUCGCUGCACUGAUGAACUUGCAACAGGUCCGUGCAAUGGCUCCGGAGUUAUUGGGGGUGGCAGCAAGAGCAACCGCUGCAGCGAAUGCGAUCACUCAUUUCCCAUGCAUAUGCCGCGCAUUGUUUCGGAGAGCCUCUGCUUCUUGCGCCACUGUGAGCGCCCGCGUGAUUCUCCCUGGUGGCGCGGUGGUUGGUUUACGUCUCUGCUUGACCACGUGCCAAGCCAGGUGAACGAAUACGAUCCUGAUUGCCUUCUGUACUACGGACACUUCGUAGCGGACAACCAAGAACUCUAACAUGUCGAAAUGCGAUCUGCAUGAUGAUGUUGAUGAAUUCUCAGAGGGCGUAGACGCACCAGCGACACCAGCACACGCUGAGCACUUGGCAAACAUUUUCCGUACGUCUCUUGCAUGGGCAUCGUCUAGCACCGUCGUGGGCGUAAAAAAAAUUGAAUAUAGCGAACGAAAAGCCUAGCGCACUCCUGUCAACAUCGGGUAUGUUUGAUUUUACUCCUGGCAACUGUCAUCUCUUAGUCCUCGCGUGCCCCUUGCACACAGUGUUGGGCUGUCGAGGUUUUCUGCCCCGAUCUGGCGAGCCACUGCUGGGGCCCGGCCUACGAAAGAAGAGAGAAAAAGAAGAAAAAUGACGAAACAUAUGAAAGCAGUAAGAAAAUAGGUCUCGCCUAUCCCGAUCAAAUGUUCGCAGGAGCAGGAUGUGGAU
This is a messenger RNA of Amoebophrya sp. A120, 9562 nucleotides long. The record is from the annotation of a GenBank genome assembly. Lineage: Eukaryota; Dinophyceae; Syndiniales; Amoebophryaceae.